This is a messenger RNA of Xyrauchen texanus (razorback sucker), 5864 nucleotides long. RefSeq names its product kinesin family member 7 (gene kif7). Lineage: Eukaryota; Metazoa; Chordata; Actinopteri; Cypriniformes; Catostomidae. Gene Ontology annotation, biological process: mitotic spindle organization; microtubule-based movement. The record is from RefSeq and is a predicted model, not a curated record. Bases 168 to 4292 code for a protein of 1374 amino acids. The transcript has 19 exons. Gene Ontology annotation, molecular function: microtubule motor activity; microtubule binding; ATP binding.
AUGAGCUCGUCGUGGGCUGCUCUCAAUCCAGGGAAUGGGCUCUGGAUUGGGAAUGCGAUGUUCCCUGCGGACACAGAUUGAUGGAUCCGGAAACAACAUGGCAGUCAGAUGACCAAAAUUGCAUCACAGAUCUAUAAAAGAAUGAGGGACUGAAAAUCAGCUCAGCUAUGUCUCCCAAAGGAGUUGGGCAGAGUAAGGUAGAGGAAACGGCUGUACAGGUGGCCAUCCGGGUGCGUCCACUGCUGCCCAAAGAGAUUUUGCAUAACCAUGAGCGUUGCAUCACUGCAGACCCAGAAGAGAGGAGGGUAACCCUGGGCAAUGACCGCCACUUUCACUGUGACUUUGUUUUUGAGGAGAGUUCUAGCCAGGAGGAUGUGUAUACUGACUCCGUUCAGCCCCUAAUUGAGGCCUUCUUUGAUGGUUUCAAUGCCACUGUUUUCGCCUACGGGCAGACAGGUUCAGGCAAAACCUACACCAUUGGAGAAGCCAACAUUUCAGCUUUUAGGGAUGACGAACAGGGCAUCAUUCCCAGAGCUGUGGCCGAGAUCUUCAAACUGCUGGAUGAGAAUGACCUCACUGACUUCUCCGUCCGAGUGUCGUACAUUGAGGUUUACAAAGAGGUCUUCAGAGACCUUUUGGAGGUUGAGACAGCCAGUAAAGACAUACAUAUUCGAGAGGACGAAAGGGGCAACGUAGUGAUUUGCGGUGUGAAGGAAUGUGAAGUGGAGGGACUUGAUGAGGUUCUGAGUCUCUUAGAGUCAGGCAAGACGGCCCGUCACACAGGGGCCACACAGAUGAACCCGCAAUCCAGUCGUUCCCACACCAUAUUCACGGUGCUUAUGGAACAGAGGCGUGGAGGUUCUCGAGCAGCGAGUGGAACUUUGCAAAUCCUCUCUUCCAAAUUUCACUUUGUAGACCUGGCUGGAUCAGAACGUAUUCUCAAAACCGGCAACACUGGUGAGCGGCUCAAAGAAAGCAUUCAGAUCAACAGUGGACUUCUCGCUCUUGGAAAUGUAAUUGGAGCUCUUGGGGACCCCAAAAGAAAAGGCACGCAUAUCCCAUAUAGGGAUUCCAAAAUCACCAGGAUCUUAAAGGAUUCUCUCGGAGGCAAUGCCAAAACACUCAUGAUUGCUUGCAUAAGCCCCUCCUCUUCAGACUUUGAUGAGAGUCUAAAUACACUUAACUAUGCCAUGCGGGCUCGGAACAUCCAGAACCAGGCCACAGUCAACUGCCGGGGGGAGCCAGACCGCGUUGAGGAUCUUGAACUUCAAAUCAAGGCACUAAGACGAGCCCUUGAAAACCGGCAACGCUCUGAAACCCGCAUCAUCACUCGCUCUGACCCCCAAAAGAGGCUUCGACCUCUUGAAUUGGACAUGAGCAAGCUGCAAGCAGAGAACACUCACUACAGGACAUGCACGGAUUCAGCCUACAGGCUUUUUACAGAACUACAGGGGGAAGGGACUUUAAAUGCAGGUCAGCUCCUGCGGGUGAAAGAGUGGCUUUGCGCUGUAGAGGAGGAGCGUAGCGGCCUUACCUCAGCAUCAGGGCUGGACAGUGGCAUAGAAAGCAGCUCUACUGAGGACAGUACAGCACUCAAAAAGGGACGCACAGCACUGAAUAACCAGGACCCUGACCAUGUGAAAACUGAUUGGAGUGGUGACAGAGAGGACUACAUUUCCCAGCUCCAAGCCCAGAUACAGCAACUAGAACAAGAAAAUACUGACUUCUUAGCUGCCCUAGAGGAUGCCAUGGAACAGUACAAACAACAGAGUGAUAAGCUGCAGGAGCAGCAGGAUCUAAUAGCAGAGCUUUAUAGUCUGUUAGCCCAGCCUGGUGGAGUGGGGCUGUUACAGCUGAAACAGAGACCUCACACUGCUCCCAUCAACUCACUACUACAAGCAUCAGACUGCUCUGGCCAUCUGACUCCUCCCUAUGACUGUGAUGCAGGAAGAAGCUUCACCAGACAGGUUGGAAUUGGCACAUCUGUAGACAGCAGCUCGUUUUCAGACCAGUCACAAUGGGGGAGUGGUGAAGAAAAUACAAACUAUGAAACCAUUGGGAAAGGAGUGAACCGAGAUGGUGAAGAUGGCCACUUUAAUGCCGGAAGAGACAAACGCAAAUCCAUCAAUAUUACCUGGAUAAAGAAAGAUACUUCAUCGCUCCAAGAACCCACUGCAGGUGCCAAGGCAGCUCUGCCUCAAGUAAUUGGGCUUGGCCGUCCAGUUGGACAAUGCACCAGACGCACAUCUUACAGCAGCAAUGGCGAGAGCUCGGUGUGGGAGAGUGUGAGAGGUUUUGGAGGCGAGUUUUGCUCUGAGAGAGGGCUUCUUCAGGCCCAGCAGAAGAUCAGAGAGCUCUCGAUUACCAUCCGGAUGAAAGAGGAACUCAUUAAAGAGCUGGUCAAAACAGGAAAAGAUGCCCAGGCCAUGAACAGGCAGUACAGUCGAAAGAUCUCUGAGCUGGAAGCUGAAGCAGAGCAGGCCCGUGUGGAGUUCACAGAGGCCCAAAAGCAGCUGCAGGACCUGGAGGUGCAGGGCACUCGUGACGCAGCUGACCGCUUCAAAGCACAGGAGUGCAGGAGGAAGAUUGCAGCUGCACAGAGCAAAGUUCAGGUGUUGAAGCAGAAGCAACGGGACACUGCGCAACUGGCCUCCCUUUCUGCACAGAGCGAACGCCGUGUACAGGAACUCGAGAGGAAUGUGCAGAACAUGAGGCAGCAACAGGAUCUGCUGCAGCGCCGCCUGCGAGAAGAGAGCCAACAGAAAAGACGACUGGAGAGUGAGAUGCAGAAGGGAAAACACAGAGUCAAGGAGUUGGAGAUAAAGAAUGAACAGCAGCAGAAAAUUCUGAGGAUUAAGACGGAGGAAAUUGCAGCGUUCCAGAGGCAGAGGAGAAGUGGAAGUAACGGAUCUGUCGUUUCACUAGAGGAACAGCAGAAGAUCGAGGAGCAGAAACGCUGGCUUGAUGAAGAAAUGGAGAAGGUUUUGGGACAAAGGCGAGGUCUAGAGGAUCUAGAAGGAGAGCUCACCAAGAGAGAAGAGAUCUUAGCCAAAAAGGAGGCCUUGCUCUUUGAACGCAGUGGCCUGGAAUCCAAAAAGCUUCGCUCUAGCCAGGCUCUUAGUAAAGACUUGGUCACCUUGUCGAAUCGAAUUGAAUCUUUGGAACGGGAACUCAGUGAGAGGAACGGUCAGUUGCGCAGUGGCAGUGCUCAGGACUCUCAAGAAAUCAGACAGGAGAUCUCCAACCUCAGGCAGGAGAAGGAUCAGCUCCUCAAACAGAGAGUGGAGCUGGAUGACAAACUAAGACAGGGGAACCUGCUCUCCUCUGAGGAAGAACGAACAAUAUUCCAGUUGGACGAGGCCAUUGAAGCUCUGGAUGCCGCGAUUGAGUACAAAAACGAGGCGAUUACCCAAAGACAGAGGCAGCUACGGGCGUCAGGGAGCAUGCUCACUCAAUGGGAGAUGAAUCUGAUGGCCAAACUAGCCAAUCUGUCUGCAUCUGAAACUCGAGCCCUACUUUGUAAAUACUUUGAUAAGGUGGUGUGUCUUCGUGAGGAGGAGCGGAGGUUGCAGUUGGCUUUAGCUGAGCUGGAGCUGAGAGUUGAGGAGCAGCAGAACUUGGUUGGAUGGUUGGAAACAGCUCUUGAGAGACAGCAGCUAGAGGCAGACCGCAGACUCACCCAACAACAGAAAGAGCACGAGAGAAAUGUCCAGCUACUGCUGCAGCAAUGUCGAGAGCAAAUAGACGAGGGUCUGGCUGGUAGACAGAGGAAAUAUGAGGGCUUGAUUCAUAACCUAAGCAAAGAGCUGAACUUCUACAAAAUAGCGAAUCAGGAGCUAUGUAACAAACUUGGGGAAAGGUGUAGCUCCGUCAAUCAGGCUGGACAACAAAUUAAAGGUACCAGUUGUAACAGUCGGCUCUCAGGUGGUGUUGAAAGGGUCCAGGGCAGAGUUACUGACGACGUGGUCAAGUUUCCCCUUGAGGCAGACGCAGGACCUCAGAGGUCGAGGGAAGAAAUACGGGAACUGGUGCAUGCCCCUCUUCCUCCAACAUGGAGGCGCUCUUCUCUGCCCUCAGAGGACCAAUACAGCAUGGAGGAGUUGCGACAGAGAGCCGCUUGUGAACUGCCAAACAACAGAAUAGUUCAGCCCAUUAUGAAUUCUACACACUGGAGUGGGACAGCCUCCUUGCCCAUCACAAGACCACGGAGAGAAUUUAGGAAAUCAAGCCUCAAUACGGGACCACUGUCUUCUAAUUCAGCAAUAAUUGAUGUUCGGAGAAAUCCAGUGUAAAGAAGUCAAUUUUGUACAGUUAGUUAAUUAUCAGUUCAAUAAUCCUUGUUUUUUUUAUAUAUAUAAAAAUACAAGAUUCAUUAUUAUAUUGGUAGAGAUAGACUUUUUUCAUGGAACUGUUUCAGGUUUCAGACCCUCUUGGACACCUCUUUAGUGAAUGUAAAGUGCUUGUUCUUUAAUGCAUAUUGAAAUAAAAACAGUUGCCUUCACAACAACAAAAAUCCCAAAUCGAUGCAUAAUACAUUUGAAACAGAAAGGAAAUCAAGAAACAUAAAUAACAAAAAUAAAUAUUGUAAAUGUAUAGCAUUUUGAUUGGAUUCAAAUAGUCUGUAAUACAUUGAUUUUAUGGAUAUGAAAAAAGUUAACCGAGUCAGCCAGGAGUCGACCCUAAAAUCUUCUGAACAGCAGUCAGACGCGUUAACCAUUGUCCAAAGGACAGUGUCCAUAGUGGUGGAGCAACAACAAAACUAAAACAAAUAGUCAUAGAGACGUGGGGUCGAAUCUAGCUCUGGAAUAUAAACUUUUAUAUGAUUUUAUCAGUUCAGAAAUCGUUAUGUGAUUUUAAUCUUGUGGCGUUUUCGUCUUAUUGUUUGUGUCACUAUUAAAACGAUUGUUACAAAUAAUGAUACAUGGACUGGAAUAAAUGGUGUAACAAUUCUUCUGAUGUGUCAUUCAUAUUGGAAAAUGAUUUUUUUUUUUUAUCAGUACUAUUUAACUGAUGCAUGAUAUCAAUGGUGUAACAAUACUUUUAGUAUAUUAAUAAUACUGGAAAAUGCUAUUUUUAAUCUGUACUAUAAAUAUGUGUUUUAUCUGGCCCGUUUACGUCUGUGUCGUUCACACUUGCUCUUUUGUGUCGACAUAUUGAAUGUCUCUAAUCUUGAGGCCUUUUUCUUGUAAUGUAUAUAUAACCUUCAAUUGUUAAAAUAGAAGAGUGACACGUCAAUAAUAAUACGUUUUUCCGUUUUGUUCUAAGCAGCAGCCAUGUUGACUAACUGACAAACUAAAUAUUUGCUCAUUAUGGGCUUAGUAGUAGUCAUAGAAGGCCUGUUAUUAGUCAUUACUAUCUAUGAAAAACCUGAAUCUUUUGACUGUUAUUUCGUCUUAUUUUAAUUGCCUUUUUUCGGGAGUAAAUUAUCUUUUGUCUGUUUGCCUCCUCUGCUGGUGAAUCUGUGAAAGGGAUGUUUGUGACAGUACAUUUAGAUCGCAGGCAUCGAGAUAUAAUGGAUAAAGCGUAAAAUUAGAAGAUUGCAGGUUCGAGUCUUGCCGGGGUCACACUUUCUUAUUUGUUCUAUAUCUGGGAUAUUAAAUUAUACAUGGGUGAGACAUAUAAUCGUAAAUUUAAACAAAGUAUCUACAUUUCCCAUAUGAAAGAUUACAUCAUGUUAAAAACAUAUACAAAUGUUUUUCCUUGUCAAUUGGUUGGGAACAGGGUUGCUACAGAUAACAGAAUACAUGCUGUAAAAUUGAAUUUGUCCUGUUGGAUUACUCAAGGUCAGUAACGUAAUCUGAAUACUUUGGAUUACUUCAUUACUAAUUGUUUCACUUGUUUUAACUAACAAGUAAAUAAAGAAA